Messenger RNA from Lytechinus pictus (painted urchin), 2955 nucleotides. Its product is annotated as nuclear transcription factor Y subunit gamma-like. Gene Ontology annotation, molecular function: RNA polymerase II cis-regulatory region sequence-specific DNA binding; protein heterodimerization activity; DNA-binding transcription activator activity, RNA polymerase II-specific. Lineage: Eukaryota; Metazoa; Echinodermata; Echinoidea; Temnopleuroida; Toxopneustidae. Gene Ontology annotation, biological process: regulation of transcription by RNA polymerase II. The record is from RefSeq and is a predicted model, not a curated record. The transcript is spliced from 10 exons. Gene Ontology annotation, cellular component: CCAAT-binding factor complex; nucleus. The coding region runs from base 415 to 1404 and encodes 329 amino acids.
GACGGAGCAAAUAUCGGUGGAGCAAGUGUAAACGGAGCAACUGUCGGCGGAGCACUUGUCCGGAGCAAUUGUCUUAUUUUGCGUAGCAAAUGUCGGCGGAGCAAUUGUCGGGUCACCCCCAAUACAUCUCAAAUAGCCCAAGGCCCCAUCCCUUUUAGGGCUAAGAAAAAAAAAAGUCCCCCCCCCCCCCAGCUUCGUGCAAUUAAUGCCGCUAUUUUUUUCAGUGUGUGUUUCACGUUUGCGUGUAACAAGCAUGCACGAUGUGUACAAGUACGGUACCGUACAUGUACACAGUAUACCGUACCGGUACACAUAAUUAUCGGGUAUCAUCGCAUUCCAUUUCCACAUCGGCCAGCCUUUGACGCGACUCGACUACGAAUUUGUCUUUGUAAGGUACUUUUUCUUGUAUGAGUUAUGGAUUCCUCAGACGGUCCAACAGGCAGUAACCAAACUGAGUCUCAGAUGCAUCAUGAACAGUUCUGGGAGAGACAGAUGGAAACCAUCAGGAACUUGAAGAAUAGUGAUUUCAAGAAAGCGCAGGAACUUCCGUUAGCCAGAAUCAAGAAGAUUAUGAAGCUAGACGAAGAUGUCAAGAUGAUAAGUGCUGAAGCCCCAGUGUUAUUUGCCAAGGCUGCUGAAAUCUUCAUUACAGAACUCUCACUCAGAGCGUGGCUUCAUACAGAAGAAAAUAAAAGAAGAACGCUUCAGAGGAAUGACAUCGCCAUGGCAAUCACCAAGUAUGAUCAGUUUGAUUUCUUGAUUGAUAUUGUACCCAGAGAUGAACUCAAACCACCUAAGAGAUCGGAGGGUCAGCUGCAGCAGACGGCCAUACCGGCCGACCAAGUCCAGUAUUAUUUCAGCGUUCCUCAGCAGGGUCAGAACCAAGGGUCAAGUACCGUGCAAGUCCAGAACACCGCUCCUACUGUGGUCAGUGCUGCUAACACCUCAGCCGGUCAGCUUGCUACAACUCAACCACAAGUUCAGUUUAUUACCGUUGGUGGUAACCAAUCUGGGACUAGUGGUACCCAGCAGCAGCAACUGCUUCAGUCUUUGCAGCAGAUCCAGACGGGUUCUGAUGGUCAAACGACAUUGAUCAACUCACAAGGUCAGGUCAUCCCUAUCCAGCUACCAGCGGGUACCAAUUUACAGCAGGUGGUGGCGAAUGCUAGUGGGGAUAAUCAACAGAUUCAAUUUGCUGGCAAUCAGCUACAGUAUGUCAGACAAAGUAGCUCUGGUAAUCAGCAGCAGACAGCUGGACAGGAAUUCAUCACACAGCUAUCAGGAGGACAGAUCUUCCAGAUUCAACAGGUUCCUGGCCAGACCCAAGCUGGUAACCUAGGACAACAGGUGUUCCUUCAACAAGCCUUACCGGAAACAACGACUACCAGUACAGAGCAACAGUGAUUGAACCCCUGUAUGGCGACCGCAUGUUAGGAAGAGAGACAUAAAGGGUAUCACAGUUGAUGCGGAGAUCUGCUAAGGUCUCCUGUCGGUAUCCUGUUUAAAUCAAGCGAAAUGAACAACUUUUGAAGGACUUUGAGCGGACGAUGUGUGAUCUGAUUGCAUGUUAGGAUGACAGAGAGAGAUUCUUUUAAAGAUCUUCUGCGGAUAUUCCAUUUAAAUCAAGCGAGUGCUACAAUCUUUGAGCAACAUUGAAUGGAAAUCAUGUAAUGAAUUACAUGUCAGGAAGAUAGAUGUGACUGCAGGUGAUAAUAGGAGCUCCUUCUAUGAUAUUCUGUUUAGCUAUAGCCUCUGUGGAACAUUGAAUGGACACCUUAUUGCAUUUUUUUAUAAAGGAAAGUAGAGCUUCUAUUCAAGGUCUAGUGUGGAUAUCCCAUUUGAAUCAAUCGAUUGCUUCAACCUCCGAGGAACAGAGAGUGCACAUCUUAUAUUUUAAUUCUGUGAUAGGAAGAGGCACAAUUGAAUGUUAUAGCUGUUAUGAUCUGUCGAUAUCCAAAUCAAGCGGUUGCUACAUGUACAACCUAUGUGGAACGAUGAAUGGAAAUAUCUAUGUGAAAUAAUGGAUGAAAACCCAUUUUUUAUGGCAUGUACAUGUAAGGAAAGAGACACAAAUGAUGACUGACAGUCACUAUGCUACAAGGGGCCCGUUGCAGAAAGAGUUACGAUUAAGUAGUUACGAUCAAAUGCAACUCAGAGAAUCUUGCGCAACUUGAUUUUCAGCCAAUGAAGCACCCGUAUUCAGGACUUGCACUUGAUAUUUUGACUUGCGUUUAACCGCAACUCUUUCUGCAACAGGCUCCAGGUUCUCUUACUGGUGGCAGCACUAGCAAGAAACUUUAAUAGAGCAACAGUGAUGGGCACGAUUGAUAGGGCUGCCAUUGAUAGUUUUAUCUGCUUGUAAAUCUCGGGGGGGGGGGGUUAAUCCAUACUUUGUGACAGGGGAUUUCUGAAUGUUAAGGUUUCUGACAUGAUGCUAAAAUUGUUAGGAUUACCAUGUGUAGACUACCCUGGGAUUGCACUUUUCACGCCAUGGACUGCACAUUUUUAAUUUACGAAAUGCCCAGUCUAGGUGAUAUUCAGGCGUUUAUCAAUUCUGAGUGGCUUCCCUUUGCCAAUCUUAGCGUCAACAGUAUUUAUCAUGCUUUUUUUAUCACACUUAAUUUAUUAACAGAGUUUUAAUAACUACAUAGUGCUUACUGUUUAAUGAAAUUACUUUUACAGUUCUCAACUAAUAAAGAUGAAACUAUAUUUAAUAUAAAUGUUAUUACAUUUUUUUUAAAGCAAGUGCAUAAGCAUGCUCCUAGUAAACUGUUUCUAGGUGGUCAGUGCUCAGGGUAGAUUUCAGUAGAAGCAGAACAGACAUUACCAAGAUAAGGGUGCUCAUUAAUUUUAUUUGUUCUGAAUAGAAUGCUUCUUGUCAUGUAGUUGGUUUCUUAUUGGAAGCCAUCUUUGUUCAUAAUUUUUAUAAAUAAAUAUGAAUUUGUACAUAUUGAA